Messenger RNA from Dacryopinax primogenitus, 1361 nucleotides. Its product is annotated as Zinc/iron permease. Gene Ontology annotation, biological process: zinc ion transmembrane transport; intracellular zinc ion homeostasis. Lineage: Eukaryota; Fungi; Basidiomycota; Dacrymycetes; Dacrymycetales; Dacrymycetaceae. Gene Ontology annotation, cellular component: membrane. Bases 108 to 1334 code for a protein of 408 amino acids. The record is from RefSeq and is a predicted model, not a curated record. The transcript is spliced from 11 exons. Gene Ontology annotation, molecular function: zinc ion transmembrane transporter activity.
UCCUCAUCCACGUCUCAGCGCUGCAUACCCUCCCGGCCAUUGCCAAGGUCGCGACAUUCGUUCACUUGAAUAUUUCCCCUUCUCUCUCACUUUGAUUGUCGAGGGCGAUGCUUACACUCAAGUCGGCAACCUCGCGUGCAGCGCUGCUGGCUGUUGUCGUGGUAGCUUUUGCUGUGCACGCGGUCGCGUCCCCAACAGACUUCCUCGGAUCUGUGACCUCGGACGAGAUCGACAAGUGUUCAGCAGCAGUAACGCUAACGGCGGUGAAGCAUCAAGCGGCAGGAACACAAUCAAAUGUAAUCCACCAGGUCUUUGCCUUUUUGUUCCCCUUCGAGUCUCCGGGUUGGAACUCUGUCUUGGCCACAUUCUACAUUAGCUCGGUUCCUAAUUUCAUUCUUGCAUUUAUUCCCGCGGAGAUUUCCCCCAGCACACUAAAUGUCAUGUCGGCAUUUGCAACUGGUGGACUGCUCUCUGACGUCAUGCUCCACCUCGUCCCACACUCGUUUAUGGGGGAGCACACGGACGACGGCGUCCACCUGCUGAUGAUUGAAGAGAGGCGGAACAUUCUUAUUGGAUUGGCAAUGUUCUGCGGCUUUGCAUUCUUCUUCAUCAUGGAGAAGUCGUUGCGCACCCUUUCUGGAGAAGACGACGAUGAUCAUGGGCAUGGACAUGGGCACAGUCAUAGUCAUGCCUAUGGUCCGGAACAUAAAGUUGACUCUGCAGGAUCUACCGCUGUCCGGCAGAAUGGCGAGGGCCUGCGGCCUCGCAAGAAGGGGCAAAAAGCAACCGAGCCGGAAGGGAAGGAGCCUGCUGUCCAUGCCACGUCCAAGCUUUCAGCAUACUUGAACAUUCUUGGGGAUUUCAUCCAUAACAUAAUGGCGGCUUCUUUCUACUCAUCUCCGCUGAUUGGAGCAACAACUGCCCUCGCGUGCUUCGCGCACGAGAUCCCGCAUGAGAUGGCAGAUUACACGAUCCUCGUCCGCAGUGGGUUCUCGAAGCGGCAGGCAAUGAUGUCCCAGUUCGGGACCGCUGUGGGGGCCUUCGUUGGCACCUUUAUAGGUAUCGCGAUCCACAACGCGGCGUCCGUAGGGGCAGAUACGAAGAUGGAUCUGGCCGCAGCGCUGCGUGGAGAAGGAGCCGGACUGUUGGGUACGAGCGCUCAACCUGCUGACCUGGUCAUUCCGUUUGUAGCUGGAGGUUUCCUGUACAUCGGCGCAGUGUCCGUCGUGCCAACGCUGCUAAAAGGGGCUUCUACGCCCACCCAGACACUGAAAGAGUUUGGAGCGAUGGCGUUUGGUGUGUUCUGUAUGUUCCUCGUCGCUUGGAACGAGUAGAAUUUCAAUGAUAUACCCGUGUAUUCC